UUUUGCUCAUUCUGGCGAGAGUGAACAGCAGGUGCACUGUCCUCUGAGCUCUGAUGUUGAGACUGGUGACCAGGAUGCUCUGCCUGCUGCCCCUUGUCCUUCAGCUCCUGUCCCGCCCUGUGGCUGCUGCCCACGAUCUCCAAAGGGACAGGGCUGUAUGGGAUGGAGGAGGGUGUGUGUCACAGGAGAACCCCCAGGACCCUCAGUGCAAGCGGAUACAAGACAUCUAUGAUACAGGACUUGGAGAGGAACAACGCUAUUCAACUAAGAGUAACAAAACUGUAACAAGAUUGCGAAAAACUAGAGAAUCUGCAGUGAUUUCCACUUAUAAACUCACUAUGGGGGAUAACUCUAAAGAGAAUGACAGAUCUGAAACAUCUGCUGACAGUGGAAUCCGAGAGCACUCGAGGUCCAGACACUCAGCAAUGCACUUCACAUGGAACUCUACUUCUCAAACUGCGGACAACACCCGUACCUUGAAACAGAAAUCCACAGGGUCUUCUCAAAGCUCGGCCGUGGCAAGCCCUUUGGCACAGUCCUUUCCAGUGCCUUUGGACUUUCCAACCUCGGCCAGCACCAGUUCCUUGGCACAGUCCUCCCUAGUGUCCUCUUCUCCAAAAUCGCCUGUGAGAAGCCCUUUGGGACAGUCCUCCCCAGUGUCUUCUUCUCAAAAUUCGGCCCUGAAAAGACAAUCGGGAGAGUUCCGCAGAGUGCCUUCCUCUCCAACCUGGGCCGUGAACAGCCUCUUGGAAGAGUACUCACACGUGUCUUCUUCUCCAACCUCGGCCGCCGUGACCAGCCUCUCGGAACAGUCCUCCCCAGUGUCUUCCUCUCCAUCUUCUUCUCGAACCUCGGCCGUGACCAGCCUCUCGGAACAGUCCUCCCCAGUGUCUUCUUCUCCAACCUCGGCCGUGACCAGCGCCGUGACCAGCCUCUCGGAACAGUCCUCCCCACUGUCUUCUUCUCCAACCUCGGCCGUGACCGCCGUGACCAGCCUCUCGGAACAGUCCUCCCCAUUGUCUUCCUCUCCAACCUCGGCCGUGUCGGCCGUGACCAGCCUCUCGGAACAGUCCUCCCCAGUGUCUUCUUCUCCAACCUCGGCCGUGACCAGCCUCUCGGAACAGUCCUCCCCAGUGCCCACGGUCUCUCCAACCUCGGCCACCACCAACGGCUCCCCACAGUCCUCCCCAGUGUCUUCUUCUCCAACCUCAGCCAUGACCAACCCUUCAGCACAGUCCUCCCCUGUGUCUUCCUCUCCAACCUCGGCCGUGCCCACCGUCUCUCCAACCUCGGCCACCACCAACGGCUCCCCACAGUCCUCCCCAGUGUCUUCUUCUCCAACCACGGCCGUGACCAGCCCUUCGACACAGUCCUUCCCAGUGCCCUCGGCCUCUCCAACCUCGGCCACCACCAACGGCUCGGCACAGUCCUCCCCAGGGUCUUCUUCUCCAACCUCAGCCGUGACCAACCAUUCAGCACAGUCCUCCCCAGUGUCUUCUUCUCCAACCACGGCCGUGACCAGCCCUUCGACACAGUCCUUCCCAGUGCCUUCAGCCUCUCCAACCUCGGCCACCACUAGUGAUUCGGCACAGUCCUCCCCAGUGUCUGUUUCUCCAACCUCAGCCACUACCAGUGCCUGGGCACAGUCCUCCCCAGUGUCUUCUUCUCCAACCACGGCCGUGACCAGCCCCUCGGUUCAGUCCACCCCAGUGCCCUCGGCAUCUGCAACCUCGGCCACCACCAACCCCUCGGCACAGUCCUCCCCAGUGCCCUCGGCCUCUCCAACCUCGGCCACCACCAGCCCUUUGGCACAGUCCUCUCCAGUGUCUUCCUCUCCAACCUCGGCUGUGACCAGCCUCUCGGAACAGUCCUCCCCAGUGCCCUCGGCCUCUCCAACCUCGGCCAGCACCAGCGCCUCGGCACACUCCUCCCCAGUGUCUUCUUCUCCAACCUCGGCCGUGACCAGCACCUCAGAACAGUCCUCCCCAGUGCCCUCGGCCUCUCCAACCUCGGCCACCACCCGGACUUCAGAACAGUCCUCCCCAGUGUCUUCUUCUCCAACCUUGGCAGUGACCAGCGCCUCGGCACAGUCCUCCCCAGUGUCUUCUUCUCCAACCUCGGACGUGAUCAGCCCCUCGGCACAGUCCUCCCAAGUGCCCUCGGCCUCUCCAACCUCGGCCACCAUAAGCAGCUCUGCACCGUCCUCCCCACUGUCUUCUUCUCCAACCUCGGCUCUGACCAGCCCCUCAGCACAGUCCUCCCCAGUGCCCUCGGCCUCUCCAACCCUGUCCACCCCCAGCCCUUCGGCACCGUCCUCCCCUGUGUCUUCCUCUCCAACCUCAGCCGUGACCAGCCCCUCGGAACAGUCCUCCCCCGUGCCCUCGGCCUCUCCAACCUCGGCCACCACCCGCACUUCGGAACAGUCCUCCCCAGUGUCUUCUUCUCCACCCUCCGCCGUGACCAGCACCUUGGCACAGUCCUCCUCAGUGCCUUUGGCCACUCCAACCUCGGCCACCACCAGCGCCUCGGCACAGUCCUCCCCAGUGUCUUCUUCAACCUCGGACGUGACCAGCCCCUCGGCACAGUCUUCCCAAGUGCCCUCGGCCUCUCCAACCUCGGCCACCAUAAGCGGCUCUGCACCGUCCUCCCCAGUGUCUUCUUCUCCCACCUCGGCUGUGACCAGCCCCUCGGCACAGUCCUCCCCAGUGCCCUCGGCCUCUCCAACCUCGGCCACCACCAGCGCCUCGGUACAAUCCUCCCCAACGUCCUCUCCUUCUCCCACCUCGGCAGUGACCAGCCCCUCAGCCGUGUCCUCCCCAGCGUCCUAUGCUUCUCCAACCUCGGCCGCCACCAGCCCUUCGGCACAGUCCUCUCCAGCGUCUUCAGCCUCUCUAACCUCGGCCAUCACCAUCUCCUCGGCACAGUCUUCCCCAGUGUCUUCACAUGUAUCCACUCCUGGCUUCUCCAGUUCUUCAGGAACUUCUGCUUCCUCCUCGUCUGGGACGUCUUUGUUUUUCAGCACCACAACUCUGUCCACCUCAACCUCCAGAACAACGCCUACACCUACUAUCCGGAGCACCACCUCUGCCACAAUCCCAAUUUUCUCCACUAGUUCCACUAGUGUUUCAAUAAGAAGCACCCCCACUCCAACUCCUACUGCUUCAGGAACCACACCACGGAUCUGCUUAAAUGGAGGGACAUGGAACGGGAAGGUCUGUGUUUGCCCCAGCGGCUACCAAGGAGACCAUUGCGAGAACAGCGUCCCGAUCUGCAACAAUGGUGGCCACUGGGAUGGGAUCAAGUGUGUGUGCACUAACCUCUUCCAGGGGCCGAAGUGUGAGGAGGUGGUCCCCAGCAUUGAGAUAGAGCCUCCACCGGAGACUGUCUCUGCCCAGAUGGAAAUGACCGUGACAGUGACCAGUAUGGAGUACACCAAAGAGCUAGAAGACCGGAAUUCUGUACAAUUCCAGAACUUCAGUGAGAUAUUCACAAAAGAGAUGAACAUAGUUUAUCUUGGAAUCCCUGAGUAUCAAGGGGUCAACAUCACAAGGCUGUUUGCUGGCAGUAUUGUGGUAGAACAUGAAGUCAUCCUGAAGACCAACUACACCCCAGAAUACAAGGAAGUUUUAAAUAAGGUCACCCAGGAGGUGAAGGAAAAAAUCCAGAAUGUAACCAAGGAGCAAAUAAGCAGAAAUAAUACCUGCGAAUCUGUACUGUGCUACAAUACGACUGCCACCAAGGUGCAAACGGUCACAGUUACUGAAUACGACCCUGCAAAGGAAUGCCGGGAGAGGGCUGGAGAUGAUUACGCUGCCUACUUCUUCGUGGAGUACAAGGAAGAGAAACCGAACUGCAUCAACCGCUGUAUGCCAGGCUUCAACAGAUCCCUGAACUGCAACUUCGGGAAGUGCCAGCUAGACCGCAGUGGCCCUCGGUGCUACUGCCUGACCACAGACACUGACUGGUACAGUGGUGAAACCUGUGAGUUCAGCACCAAGAAGAGCCUGGUGUAUGGGCUUGUGGGGGCAGCUGGUGCCAUAGUGCUACUCGUCCUUGUUGUUCUCUUGAUGUUCAUGUUCCGUUCCAAGAAGGAGUUGAAAAGGCAAAAGUCUAGAGUGUUUCAGUUGUAUAAGUGGCAUGAAGAAGAUGGAGGACCAACCCCUGGAACUUUCCGAAACAUUGGCUUUGACAUCGAUGAAGCUCAAGAUGACGCCAUCCACUUGGACUCCAUUUAUAGUAACUUCCAGCCCUCCCUGGACCACAUAGAUUCUGAAACACAGAUCAAAAUUCAGAGGCCCCAGGUGAUGAUGACGUCAAUUUAAGGCAGUUUCACAUGGAGCUGUGGGGUCUGGGAGUGAGGAGAACUUACUUUGUCUAAGCCUGAUGGAAAUUUUCCCCAUUGACAGCAUUCAUGGAACCAGAUGAAAAACAAAACCUGUACCAAGGAGGAAGGGGGGAGAGAAUACAGUGCUAGAAAACUCUCAAAUACAAACACCAUGGAAACUCCGAUGGGCUUGUUAUGAUCUCAGGCGAGGCGCUCCUGUUCAUACAGGGAAGUUCUUCCUCCUGCCUGCCUUGUUUCAGCACCAAGGACAGCAUCUGAAUCACCUAUUAACUGGCGAUCACUUAAACAUGGGACUGAAAUUUACGUUAUACAAAACCUCUUGCAAGACUUAUUGUACUUCAUUUUCAUAAAAAAAUGUUUUAAACGAUUCAGCAUUUUCUUUGAGUAUAUAGGAUUAUAAGUAUUUUAAAAGUUCUAAUAUUUACCUAUCGGUUCUGAUUUUUUAUUAGUCAAUAUAAUAUAUAUUUCUAAUAACCAAAAACAAUAAAAGCAAA
Molecule: messenger RNA, 4839 nt
Organism: Zalophus californianus (California sea lion)
Lineage: Eukaryota; Metazoa; Chordata; Mammalia; Carnivora; Otariidae
Product: mucin-17-like
Exons: 18
Coding region: 54-4322 (1422 amino acids)
Source: RefSeq, a predicted model, not a curated record